Aspergillus aculeatinus CBS 121060 is the source of this 2526-nucleotide messenger RNA. RefSeq names its product histone deacetylase RPD3 (gene rpdA). Lineage: Eukaryota; Fungi; Ascomycota; Eurotiomycetes; Eurotiales; Aspergillaceae. The transcript has 4 exons. The coding region runs from base 261 to 2345 and encodes 694 amino acids. The record is from RefSeq and is a predicted model, not a curated record. Gene Ontology annotation, molecular function: histone deacetylase activity.
GUUCGCCCGCCUUAUGGGAAUGCCUCUUCCUUGUUCCAAUCCCGCUACCACGAUCAACUUGCUUGGUUGAUUGACGAGGGGAUACCUUCUGUCACUCAGACUUGGCUUCUUGCCUUGGUCUGAAUUCUAUUCCCUUCAUUUCCCCCCCAUUCAGCUCCGUUGUGAUCAGACCGAGAAAACACCGCGCAUAAUCCAUAGAAUCCCCCAACUCCUAAACUGCGUGAGGAUCCGUCUCGUGUACUUACACGUUGACCUCCAACAUGUCGACUUCCUUGCCUCCUUUGGACCCUAUUACCAACGGGUCGGGGGACCGCGGUAAGAAGGUCGCUUACUUCUACGACUCGGACGUCGGAAACUAUGCCUAUGUGUCGGGUCACCCCAUGAAGCCUCAUCGCAUAAGGAUGACGCACAGUCUUGUCAUGAACUAUGGUCUCUACAAGAAGAUGGAAAUCUACCGUGCGAAACCGGCCUCCAAAUACGAAAUGACCCAGUUCCACACCGAUGAAUACAUCGAUUUCCUUUCCAAGGUGACCCCGGAUAAUAUGGACUCCUUUGCCAAAGAACAGAGCAAGUACAAUGUCGGUGACGACUGCCCUGUCUUCGACGGGCUCUUUGAAUUCUGCGGUAUCAGCGCGGGAGGUAGUAUGGAGGGUGCGGCACGGUUGAACAGGAACAAAUGCGAUAUCGCGGUCAACUGGGCGGGUGGUCUUCACCACGCCAAGAAGAGCGAAGCUAGUGGUUUCUGCUACGUGAAUGAUAUUGUUCUUGGCAUCUUGGAGCUGCUGCGUUUUAAGCAGCGAGUGCUCUAUGUUGACAUCGAUGUUCAUCAUGGAGACGGUGUCGAGGAAGCGUUCUAUACUACCGAUCGUGUCAUGACAGUCUCUUUCCACAAGUAUGGUGAAUAUUUCCCGGGAACCGGUGAGCUCCGCGAUAUCGGCGUGGGCCAGGGCAAGCACUACGCUGUCAACUUCCCCCUUCGUGACGGUAUCGACGAUACUUCUUACAAGAGCAUUUUCGAGCCUGUUAUCAAGAGCGUGAUGGAAUGGUACCGGCCCGAAGCCGUGGUCCUGCAGUGCGGAGGUGACAGUCUCUCAGGUGAUCGUCUGGGGUGCUUUAACCUCAGCAUGCGCGGCCACGCCAACUGUGUAAACUUUAUCAAGAGCUUCAACCUGCCCACUCUGAUUCUUGGUGGUGGUGGUUACACGAUGCGUAACGUUGCUCGAACCUGGGCGUUUGAGACCGGUAUCCUUGUGGGAGACAGCUUGACCGCGGAGCUUCCCUAUAACGACUACUACGAGUACUUUGCUCCCGACUACGAAUUGGAUGUGCGGCCCUCUAACAUGGACAAUGCCAACACGAAAGAAUACCUCGACAAAAUCCGGACGCAAGUUGUGGAGAAUCUCAAGCGCACCGCCUUUGCGCCUUCCGUGCAAAUGACUGAUGUACCCCGGGAGUCUCUUGUGGACGGCAUGGACGACGAAGCGGAUGCGAUUCUGGAUGAUUUGGACGAAGAUGAGAACAAGGACAAGCGCUACACGAAGCGACGCUUUGACCAGUACAUCGAAAAGCCCGGCGAGCUCAGUGACAGUGAAGAUGAGGAUGAAGCUGCGGCCAAUGGUGUACACCGCAAGCCCCAGUCGAUGAAGCGCAGAAACCAGGUUAACUAUCGGAAUCUGGACGUUGCUGAUUCGGGCCCGGAGAGCGGCAUGGCCACCCCUGUCGACGCCUCCUCAAUCCCCGACGACGACAUGGACCUGACCGCCGAUACGAAGAUGACGGAAGCUCCGGAGCCGUUGACUGGGGCACAGGCUUCGCCCGCGGCCGCUGACCUGCCGGCCAGAGCUGAGGCGGCAUCGGGUGCAGAUGCCAUGGAACUGGCACAUGAUGGACUCGGGGAUCAGGCUGCUCCCUCUGCGCCCAUCUCUCGCCAACCGUCCCCCAAACCCCAGGAUGAAGAUACGACAAUGGAGGACGCGGGAGACGAGGCGCCUGGGCCGGAGCAGGCUGAGAGCGCACCCGCCGUCGCCCAAGCAGAGAACAAGGGCGAGGAGAAGAAGCCUAGCGCAGAGACUUCUGCCCUCGAGAACACCGCACCUGAGGGCUCAUCAGCGCCUGCCAAGAGCCAGUCACCCUCGACAGAGACGACCCAGCAACCCGAGACCACCGAGGUCGAAGACGCUAAGUCAGCGGCUGCGUCAGCCGAAGCCAGCGAACCGAAGGAAAAGAGCCCCGAGGCUCCAAAGGGCGACUCGACUGUUCCUAAGGCCGAGUCGGAGACGAGUGACGGAGCCAAGGAGGCCACGAAGACAACGCAGCCUGACGAGCCCACGAAGAGUGAGGACUAACGAGGCUCCUGUAAUCUCGGGGGUUGCUGGCGCAAGGGACGGGCAGUAAUGGUGUUUCUGGUUGCGAUCUUCUGCAUGGGAAUUAAUUCCGACAUAUAUCUCUGGUCUGAUUUUUGCUUCUGUUUUUUCACUCUUUUUUAGAUGUAUGUACUAGGCGAAUGCAUGAUGAUAUAGGAUGUUC